AUGGGCUCCUCGCAGUCGGUCAUUACCGCACUAGACACAGUGCUAAGACAACGGGAUAUAAAGAUUGCCCAUCGCACUUUGAAAAAUUUUGUUAAGGAAAUUGAUCGGGUGGCCCCUUGGUAUGCUUGUUCCAGGUCAUUGACUCUCGCCUCAUGGAACAAAUUAGGCAAAGAUCUCGAUUAUAAAUUAGCAGAUGGAGAUUUGAGGCAGGGCACAAAAGCCAUUUGGAAACUUGUUAAAAAUUGUUUACAAGAUGAAGCCUGUAGGGGCGCCGUAGCAAAGGGCCGAAGUACCCUUGAGGAGGUCCAGGAUAGCAUGUCAGAAACCGAGCGUAGCAAGAGGUUGGGCGCGCGCAAAAAGAAAAUCGUCCACAAGAAGGAAAAAGCCCCCCCCCCCCGGGAGUCUAGUGACAAGGGGGUGUUUCAGCCAGAUCACGGGGAUCCUCCCCCUGCUGUUAAACCAAAGGGAGGAGCUGGCUUCUACCCCGUGCAAGAGCUUGAAGCCUUAAAUCUUGACAGUUCUGAUGACUCUGAAAGCUCAGAGGAUGAGGGUUUAGAUACUGAGGAGGAAGCAGAGCUGGAAGAGGAGGCUGCCAAGUAUGAGGAAGAAAGAUACCAUCCAGAUGACCAGAUACAUAACAACAAAACACCUUGGAGGCGGCUGGUUCAAACAGUCCCCUCAAAAUUUUCCUUUCUUCCAGAAAAGGUAAAACGCAGAAUGCACCUCGCUUUCCCUGUUUUUGAAGGCGUUGACGUGACACAGCGGUUGCAUGCACCCGUAGAAUACAAUCAGAUAAUGGAGCUGGCCGAAUCAGUCAAAAAAUACGGAGUUACGGCCAAUUUUACUCUUGCACAACUAGAUAGACUUGCCAUGAAUGCCCUAACGCCUUCUGAUUGGCAGAUGGUAGCGAAGGUAGCACUUGUCAGCAUGGGCCAAUAUAUGGAAUGGAAAGCACUUUGGCAUGAGGCUGCCCAAGAGCAGGCUAGAGCUAAUGCGACAGCCCUGACACCUGAACAACAGUUGUGGACAUUUGACAUGCUUACAGGCCAGGGUCGUUUUGAGGCUGAUCAGACCAAUUAUCAUUGGGGUGCUUACCCACAGAUUGCCAGCACGGCUAUUAGGGCCUGGAAGGCACUCUCCAGGAAAGGAGGGGCGGACAACCAACUUGUAAAGAUUAUUCAAGGGACUCAGGAGCCUUUCUCUGACUUUGUGGCAAGAAUGACAGAGGCAGCAGGGCGAAUCUUUGGUGAUCCCGAGCAGGCUGCACCUCUUGUUGAGCAACUUAUUUUUGAACAGGCCACCCAGGAAUGUCGUGCAGCUAUAGCCCUGAGAAAGAACAAAGGAUUACAGGAUUGGCUUAGGGUCUGUAGAGAACUCGGGGGACCCCUCACUAAUGCGGGGUUAGCUGCGGCAAUCCUACAGUCUCAAAAGUGCCCCCUUAAGGGGCCAGAUAAAAGAACCUGUUUUAAAUGCGGAAAGGCAGGGCAUCUAAGAAAAGAUUGUAGGAUGCCGGACAGGGAAAGAGAGCCACCAACACUUUGCACUCGUUGCGGCAAAGGAUACCAUAAGACUGCCCAGUGCUGCUCGGUACGGGAUAUAAAGGGAAGGGUUCUCUCCCCUAUAGAAGCACCAACAAAUGAGGUUCCAAAAACCGGGGCGUCGGGCCCACGGUUCCAGGGCCCGCCAAAAUAUGGGAACAGAGUCAACAGGAUGAUAAACGAGACCCCUCAGGAGUCGGAACAAGAAUGGACUUGUGUGCUGCCUCCGACUUCCUAUUAA
Molecule: messenger RNA, 1779 nt
Organism: Mesocricetus auratus (golden hamster)
Lineage: Eukaryota; Metazoa; Chordata; Mammalia; Rodentia; Cricetidae
Product: igE-binding protein-like
Exons: 2
Coding region: 1-1779 (592 amino acids)
Biological process (GO): viral process
Molecular function (GO): zinc ion binding; nucleic acid binding; structural molecule activity
Source: RefSeq, a predicted model, not a curated record